AUGGAUGAUGACAUAAUGCUGACAAAUUCAGGAGACACCCAGUCUUCAGGAAAUGCUGUCUCUUCCAGCUCGACCACAGAGUCACAAGAACCUCCAAAAGAGAAUAAAAAGAGACUCUGUAUCUCUAAAAGUGUCAUUGUCAUCUUCUUUCUGGCGAUUCUAGUAACUGCACUGGCCACAAUUUUAGCAGUUGAAAAACACAAAUCUUCCACUGAACACACAUCAUGCCUGGAUGGCUGGAUUGGUUACCUAGGAAAGUGUUUCUAUUUUUCUGAAAAUACAACAACCUGGACAUCAAGCCAGAACUUCUGUGCUUCUCAUGCAUCAACUCUUGCUGUAUUCAACACCACAAAAGAAUUGGAGUUCCUUAAGCGAUAUUCUGACCAUUCUCAGUAUUGGAUUGGACUGAGCAGAAAACCAGGACACGACUGGCAGUGGACAGAUGGCACAGCAUACGGUGGUUGGUUUAAAAUAAUUGGAAUUGGAGAAUCUGCUUAUCUACACAAAGUUGGGAUUAGCAGUGCUAGCAGCCAUUUGGACUCAGGCUCCCUGAAGGUAGAUCUGGUGAAUCAGUGCAGCAGAGUGAUCGUCUGUGAUUCCAAGCAAGAGUUGACCGUGUGUUAA
Molecule: messenger RNA, 624 nt
Organism: Cynocephalus volans (Philippine flying lemur)
Lineage: Eukaryota; Metazoa; Chordata; Mammalia; Dermoptera; Cynocephalidae
Product: C-type lectin domain family 2 member A-like
Exons: 6
Coding region: 1-624 (207 amino acids)
Cellular component (GO): external side of plasma membrane
Source: RefSeq, a predicted model, not a curated record